Molecule: messenger RNA, 1682 nt
Organism: Microdochium trichocladiopsis
Lineage: Eukaryota; Fungi; Ascomycota; Sordariomycetes; Xylariales; Microdochiaceae
Product: glycosyl hydrolases family 43-domain-containing protein
Exons: 1
Coding region: 31-1398 (455 amino acids)
Biological process (GO): carbohydrate metabolic process
Molecular function (GO): hydrolase activity, hydrolyzing O-glycosyl compounds
Source: RefSeq, a predicted model, not a curated record
CCGGACACGGGCAAGAAGUGGUUCGUCAACAUGAUCUGCGACCACCGCCGCCGGCCGCAGUUCUUUGAGGGCAUCAUCCUCCAGGAGUUUGACGCCGCCAAGGGUGCCAUGGUCGGCCCGCGCAAGAACAUCUUCCGCGGCACCGAUCUCGCCCUCGUCGAGGGUCCGCAUCUGUACAAGCGCAACGGCUACUACUACCUCCUCACGGCCGAGGGCGGCACCGCCUACGGCCACGCCUGCACUCUCGCCCGCAGCAAGGACAUCUGGGGCCCCUACGAGGUCCACCCGGACAAGCACAUCCUCACCUCCAAGGACUCGCCCUUUGCCGCCCUCCAGCGGUCAGGCCACGGCGAUAUUGUCGACAGCCCUGACGGCAAGUCGACGUACCUUGUCCACCUCUGCGGCCGGCCCAUCACCCAGGAGCGCCGCUGCGUGCUCGGCCGCGAGACAUCCAUCCAGGAGUGCGAGUGGCGCGACGACGACUGGCUGUACGUCAAGAACGGGCCCGUCCCCAGCCUCCACGUCGAAGUGCCCGGCACCCGCGACGAGGAAGCCUACUGGGUCGAGAAGCGCUACACCUUCUCCUCCCCUUCCCCCUCCGCCAUUUCCUCGUCGGCCGAAUCCUCCACAGCAUCCAAGGACCGCGACACCGCCGCCGACUCCCUCCACGCCGACUUCCAGUGGCUCCGCACCCCAUACCCGAACCGCAUCCUCUCCCUGUCCGACACCCCGGGCGCCCUGACGCUCUACGGCCGUGAAUCCCCGGGCUCGUGGUUCGAGCAGUCCCUCGUCGCCCGGCGCCAGACCCACUUCUCCUACGAUGCCUCGGCGGUGCUCUCGCCGGGCUACUUCCCGGACGACAUCCGGCAGUUCGCGGGCCUGACGGCGUACUACUGCCGCUUCAACUUCUUCUACCUCGCCGUGUCCGGCACCAACGACGACUUCUGGGACGAGUCCCUGGACAUUGGCUCCCGGGGCCAGCGCGAGCUGCUCAUCAUGCAGUCCGAAGGGUCCUACCCGCACAGCAAGCUCGCGCGGCCCAUGGUCGAGCCCGUCCCCUUACCUUCCCGCGACGAGUUCGACGGCCGCAUCAAGCUAUCCCUCGAGAUCAGGGCCGACAAGCUGCAGUUCUUUUACGCGCUCGAAGACCUGUCCUCGUCGUCCUCGUCAGCAGCGGGGAAGGCGCCUGUGAAAUGGGGCGAGCAGAAAAAGAUUGGUCCCGUGCUGGACGCGAGCAUCCUGUCCGACGAGUGCGGAGGGCACCUCGCCCACGGCAGCUUCACCGGCGCGUUUGUCGGCAUGGCCGCCUCCGACAUCAACGGCACGGCGCUGCCCGCGCGGUUCGAGGAGUUUGUGUAUACCCCGGUCAAGCACCAGAGCGAUCGAUACGAGAUUUGAGGAGGAAGAAAGACAGAAAAGAAAAAAAGAAGCUGAAGGAAAUAAGUAUUUGACCGCGAGUGUGUGGUUCGUCGGGAUCAGAAAUGUAGGUAGAAUCUACAUGGUCUUACCUGUAGAAUUAGUUUUGGGGUACGACGGUCGGUAGAAACACCAAAAAUGGGACGAUGAAUAACGUAGGCUUGCUGGAACAAAUCACCAAUCACGCAUCAAGCCAUCAAAAGGGUAAUUGCAAGUAACUUGGAAUUCGUAAAAGGAUUCAUGUAUCCGUACAUACAAGUGACCCC